AUGAGCCAGCCACUUAAAGCUGCUAUCCUCAUCAUCUCUACAAGCGUCUCCGAGGGCUUGGCCCAGGACAGCUCCGAAGGGACCCUCAGAUCCGUUUUCGAAGAGGAAGAGGCUGGCCGGUGGGAUGUCGUCGAUGUCAAGAUUGUGUCGGACGACAUUGAGCAGAUACAAGGGCAAAUUAAAGCAUGGACUGAUAGCGACGCCGGCAACAUCAACCUGAUCAUCACCACGGGAGGCACGGGUUUUACCAUGGCGGACCAGACACCAGAGGCCAUCUCGCCUCUCAUACACAAGCACGCACCGGGCCUCGUCCACGGUAUGCUAGCUGCAUCGCUGAGUGUAACUCCUUUUGCCAUGAUGUCACGACCAGUGGCCGGAGUAAGGAAUAAAACCGUCAUCAUAACUGUCCCGGGCUCCCCAAAGGGAGCUAAGGAAAACCUUCAAGCUGUUAUUAAAACAGUUCCUCAUGCCUGUCUUCAGGUUGCAGGUGGUGAUUCUCGAACUCUUCACGCCGGCGGAGUGAAGAAGCUUGAGAAAGAUGCCGGGAUCAAUCCAAUAGACCACUCGCACUCGCACGGUCAUGCACAUGGACACGGCGCACUUGUCAGACAUACAAAAUCCGGCGAGAACCCGAUGUCGAACGACCCCAGUCUCGGCCCUACAAGGAGGCACAGAUCCUCGCCAUAUCCCAUGCUGGAUGUCCAAGAAGCAUUGUCCCUGAUCAACGAGCACUCUCCAGCGCCCGUGGUCAUCUCAUCUAAGGUUGACUCGGAUCUUGUCGGCGCUAUUCUGGCAGAGGAUGUCAAGGCCACAGAAAACGUGCCUGCCUUCCGCGCCAGCAUUGUUGACGGAUAUGCUGUUGUUGUUCCUGACGACGGCAACAUGAAGGGGGUAUUCCCCGUCACUUCCGUCUCCCAUGCCGCUCCUGGCGAAGCCCCCGCACUGAAGGAGGGCGAGAUCGCAAGGAUCACAACGGGUGCUCCCUUACCGCCAGGUGCCAAUUCUGUGGUCAUGGUUGAGGACACCGUCCUUAAGACCAUGACUGAUGACGGCUUGGAAGAAAAAGAGGUCGAGAUUCUGGCCGAUGGAGUGAAGAAGGGUGAAAACAUUCGGGAGAUUGGCAGUGACACCAGGGAGGGGACCGUCAUUCUUCGGAGGGGAGAACAAGUAUCUGCGGUCGGCGGCGAGAUUGGCCUCCUGGCUGCUGUCGGGACAGCCACUGUCAAGACAUACCGUCGACCUGUGAUCGGCGUGCUGUCAACCGGAGAUGAGAUUGUCAACCAUGAUCGGCCUGGCAGCCUGCGCUUGGGAGAGGUGCGAGACACCAACAGACCUACCCUUAUAGCAGCAGCCAGAGAUUGUGGCUACGAAGUUAUCGACCUGGGAAUUGCCAGCGACAAGCCCGGUACUCUGGAAGCAACCCUGAGAAAUGGAAUGCGACAGGCAGACGUUCUCAUCACGACAGGAGGGGUGUCCAUGGGAGAGCUUGAUCUUUUGAAACCGACCAUCGAGAGGUCGCUCGGCGGGACGAUCCAUUUCGGCCGGGUGAACAUGAAGCCUGGAAAGCCCACGACGUUCGCCACCGUGCCAGUUAAGAACAACGAGGGCGAGCGUGUUUCGAAGGUGGUCUUCUCUCUUCCAGGCAAUCCUGCUUCGGCUCUGGUCACGUUCCAUCUCUUCGUCCUUCCCUCUUUGCACGCCAUGUCAGGAGUAUCGCCCGUCGGGCUGACCAAAGUCUCGGUCACGUUGUCGCACGAUUUCAGCCUGGACCCAGGAAGGCCAGAAUACCACCGUUCCAUCGUGACUGUCAACAACCAUGGUGGUCUCUCGGCAGCCAGCACCGGAGGACAGCGGAGUUCUCGAGUCGGGAGUCUGAAAGGGGCGAAUGCUCUUCUCUGUAUGCCAAAGGGUACUGAGCCUCUGCCAAAAGGCACCAUUGUGGAGGCUCUACUGAUGAGCAAUGUGAGGCUAGGCCUUUCAUGA
This is a messenger RNA of Cryphonectria parasitica EP155, 1983 nucleotides long. RefSeq lists its product as uncharacterized. Gene Ontology annotation, biological process: molybdenum incorporation into molybdenum-molybdopterin complex; Mo-molybdopterin cofactor biosynthetic process. Lineage: Eukaryota; Fungi; Ascomycota; Sordariomycetes; Diaporthales; Cryphonectriaceae. The transcript is spliced from 4 exons. The record is from RefSeq and is a predicted model, not a curated record. The coding region runs from base 1 to 1983 and encodes 660 amino acids. Gene Ontology annotation, molecular function: molybdopterin molybdotransferase activity. Gene Ontology annotation, cellular component: cytosol; cytoplasm.